Molecule: messenger RNA, 8926 nt
Organism: Doryrhamphus excisus (bluestripe pipefish)
Lineage: Eukaryota; Metazoa; Chordata; Actinopteri; Syngnathiformes; Syngnathidae
Gene: cspg4
Product: chondroitin sulfate proteoglycan 4
Biological process (GO): anatomical structure morphogenesis
Source: RefSeq, a predicted model, not a curated record
GCCCCGGUGAAUGGAGUGUGUCUUCAAGCGGCGAGAGAGUGGAGGACUUAACUUGCAGCACUAAAACAUGAGAGCCCUGUCGUUUGCUCUGGCGGGCAUCGUCCUGCCCCUGCUGAGCCUGCCCAGCCCAGGUCAUGGAGAAUCCUACUUUGGGGAUAGUUUCUGCAGCAUCCAAGCUUUCCAAGAUGUCUCCACGUUCCAUGUGUCACUACAGAUGAAAACGAGUCGGAGAAGCGGCCUGUUGCUGCUCGCUGCUGGAAUGCAGGACUACCUGUUCAUUGAGCUCCAAAAUGGGAAAAUCCAGGCCCGGAUGAACCUAGGACAAGAUGAGGUGACCCUGUCAUCCUCACAAGGUCUACAGCUGAACAAUCUUCUGGAGCACAAAGUCUCCCUCACGCUGCAGGACGGCAAGCUCACCAUGACAAUCGACGAGCUCUUUUCAACGUUCGUCCCCGUGAGGAAUGAAGGAGAGGAGCUAAACAUUGACCUGGGCAUUUGGAUGGGAGGCACCGGUGAUCUUGACGCUCCCUACCUUAGCAAUGCCAUUCCACCUUUCCGGGGCUGCUUAACUGAUGUGAAAUUCGAGUCCCAUGACUUUGAUAUUCUCAGCACGCUUUUUAAACAAUGCCACGACACCAAGGAUUCCUGCAGCAGUGAAUUUGAGGCGGGUGACGGAGAGGCGACUAGUUUCAGCACUCCCGAUUCUUUUGUUUCCUUUCCCACUUGGAGCGGUGCAAGCGGAGCACCGAGAGUUUUGGAAUUCCUCAUGAAAACCACCAUAGAGGAUGCCCUUCUUGCUUUCCACCCUGGAAGAGAGAGCGACUUCAUUGCGGUCGGUAUCGUGAAAGGCUACCUGAAAGGUUUGCUGGACUACGGCAACGGCAUGGAGGUACUGGAGAACACGGAGGUUCAGUUGGACGACGAUCAGUGGCACAGAGUUAGGGUGCAGGUCAGUCAGGAGUCGUUUGACAUCAACGUCGACAGUCAGGUCGUGUCCCUUCCUCUGGACGCGUCACAGAAACUGGACUUGGUGGGAAACUUGUAUUUGGGAGGCAUUCAGGCUAAAAUGAAGGAUCUCUUUCGCGAGAGUGGGUCAUUGAACCGUGCAGAGGAAGAAAUGACAGCUGAGUCUUUUAUCGGAUGCUUGGGGGAGAUCAAAGUCAAUCAGAAGGAUAGGAGUCUGCAGGAUGCACUAGUGACCAAAGACGUUCACGUUAAAUGCGAAGGAGAGGACUAUGACUACUCCAGUUAUUAUGACAUUGACACGACAACUUCCCCCCCGCCUCAAACUCGCUAUGUCGAUAUCGAGACGACCGAACCACAUUGCUUCCCGACAGACGACACGCCAGAGAUAUUCAAAAAUGUAACUAAGCUCCUUGACGUUACGCCGUUGCUGGUACCUGAAGGCGGAGAGGUUUUUCUUAAUGUUGACAAUCUGAGCCCAACCUUUGACCUCAGCGCUGCAGGGAUGCGCCAGUCGGAGAUUGUCUUUUCGCUCAAAAGCGACCCCUGGUACGGUGUAGUUGAUAUGAACAUCAACACAAAGCGUACACAAAAAUUCACUCUCUUGGAUGUCGUGAACCAGAAAAUCAAGUACAUGCACGACGGACAUGAAAGGCAUGCAGAUCGAAUUCACUUGGAGGUGCUCGCUAGCAGUAACGCAUUUCUCCCGGAAUGUCUUAAAACAUCGCAAAGUUAUGUUGUGCCAGUUGAAAUUAUUCCCGUCAAUGACAUACCGCAACUGAGUGGAGGAGAAAUCACCAUUACAGAAAACGGCAGAACUCGCUUGAGCCCCGGCUUGAUCAAAAUCACCGAUUCUGACACCCGCUGUGACAACUUAGUAGUAACUGUGACCUCGGAGCCUUCUGUAGAAGUAGGUUAUCUCGAGAACAGUCAAGAGCCGGGACAAAGGAUCACUGAGUUUACAUGCAGGAAUAUGAAGGAAGGGAGUAUCUAUUAUGUGCACAAAGGAGGCAAUGCAGAUUCAAUGACCCUGGAAGUAUCAGACGGACAAUCUGUGAUCCACUCUGCAACUUUUAAGCUGGCUUUAACUCAGCCACAUAUGACUAUUGUUACCAAUACAGGUCUCGUCUUGGCUCAAGGUAGCAAUUCUUCUAUUGGUAUCAACAACUUGGCUGUGCUCACACACCCUCGUAAUGGAGACGUCAUUUAUAACGUAACACAACCGUUGAUGUUUGGGGUACUCAAGCUAUUGACAAGCGAAGGCGUGUUGAAACCAGUCAACGCCUUCCAUCAAUCAGAUCUGGAUCAAAACCACUUAAGGUACAUUAGCACGGAUUCAAGUGACCAGGAAGAUGUUGUUCUGGAACGGAUUCAGUUUGACACACACUUGGGGAAGUUCUCCCUGUGGAAUAAUACUUUCUUAGUCAAGAUCAUGCCUUCUCCGGUGAAACUCUCCGCUCUGGUCCCACUAGAAAUGCAGUCCGGUGAGGAAGUAACAAUCGGAAAUACCGAGCUUCAAGCAGAAGUGAAAGGAAAAAACUCAGACCCGGAAACUGUUAAGUACAUCCUUGUUGAGCCUCCCGUGCUGGGUAGUCUCCAGCUACUGGACACAGAGUUGACUAAAGGGGACACAUUCACUCAGAGAGACAUUAUGGACAAUUAUAUCACCUACAGCGUCCUGGUGCAAAGAGCUGUUGACAGUACCGAUCAAUUCCAGUUCAAAGUAUUUGUUGACGAUCAGUACUCUCCUUUGUACACAUUCCCAAUUAACAUCCUUGCUGAUUCCGAUGCCCCUACUCUGACCAAUGAGGUGCUAACUGUCCUACAUGGUAGUGAACAAGUUGUUGACAAAAAUCAUCUUUGGAUGGAAUCGACCAGCUCUGCAGAUUUUAUGUACCAGAUCACUGAAGCGCCGACACACGGGCGACUGAUAAGGGACUCCCCGCCAGGUCAACCUCGGUUUGAUGGAGCGAUUAGAGUGUUCAGUAAUGAAGACCUCCAACUCAACAGACUGAUAUACCAGCAUGAUGGUUCCAGGACAGUUAGUGAUGAAUUUCACUUCACGGUAUUUGAUCAGAGCGCAGACAAAUUUGGGGUUCAGGAAACAAUUAGUGGCAUCUUCAGGUUAUCCAUCCAAAGCAAGAACGAGCAUGCUCCACUGCAGGUUGUUGAUAAAGUAUUUGAUGUCGUCCGCCAUGGUCAGCGUCUGCUGACGACUGAUGACAUCCGCUUCAAGGAUGACGACUCGGGUUUUAAUGACUCCCAGAUUGUCUACGCUCGCGAGGGAAUCCUCUCUGGUAACAUCGUCUCUUCGCUGAAUCCCUCACAAUCCCUUUUCCGUUUCACGCAAGCCGAUCUACGAGAUAAAAAGGUUCUCUUCAUUCAUCACGGAGCUGAUCAGGAACGCUUCCCGUUGCAAGUGUCCGACGGCUUUCACAAGACGACCACUCUGCUGCAGAUCCAAGCCGGUGAAGCCUACCUGCGAGUCGUCAACAACACGAUCAUCGUCAUUGACCACGGCGGCACUAAGACCCUCGACACGACGCUGCUGAGCGCUGAGUCCAACAUGGACAUCAGGGACGACAGCGAAAUCACGUUUCAUGUAACAUCCCCUCCUAGUGAUGGCAGGAUUAUUGUCAGCGGGGUCGAGUCCUCAGAAUUCACCGAGGAGGACUUGAAGAAGGGUGUUGUUUCCUAUGAACAUAACUAUGAGAGUCUGAGGUCCAAGGAUGCCUUCAGCUUCACAGUCCAAGCAGGAGGACACUCAGAGGAGGGCACAUUCAGGAUUAAAAUAUUCAAACAAGGGUACCUCUCUGAGCCUGAAGUGGUGACCAAUGAAGUCGUCAUUGCCUACGAAGGCGAGCACACCGUUAUCAACUCGGAUUAUCUCAAGGUGGAGCAAGCGGACAUCCUGCCCACAGAAAUGGUGUUCACCAUCAAAGAGCCUCCUCGCCUCGGUCACGUGGUCCAGCUAACAAACAGCUCAGACGGCACCGACUCACCAGUCCUUGACUAUAUUCACUCAUUCACACAAGAGGAUGUCAAUCACGGGCGCAUCCUCUACGUGUCUGCAUCCAUCCAGGGUCUCGACGGCUUCACUAUGGACGUCAACAAUGGUUUUACCACAGUGGAGGACCUGCACAUCACGGUCAACAUCGUGCCUCGCCUCAUCCCUAUCGAGACCUUCAACUUCACUGUGAAGGAAGGCUUCAGCCAGGUCAUCAACGACAACGUCAUCAACAUCUCACACCCCUUCUACAACUCCAUCAACAUCGAGUUUGUGGUGGAGGAGCCGCCGCAGCAUGGGGAAAUACGUUUCCAGGAUGGAGAUGAGCUCACGUACUUCACAUGGGAGGAGAUCAAACUUGGACAUAUCUACUACAUGCACGACAGCACCGAGAACACCAAGGACAGUUUCACCAUCUCCGCCUCGGCUUAUGAGAUCAAGCGCCGCAGCCUACCCGUCACAGUCUCCGUGACUGUCUGGCCCGUCAACGACGAGCCACCGCGACUGACGCGCAACACAGGUCUGGAGGUCCUCGCCGGAGAGGAGGCCGACAUCACAUCCAGCAUGCUAACCACGGACGACGCAGACACCCCCGCGGAGGAGGUGGUUUACAACGUGGAGAUGCCAACCAGCGGCAUGGUGGCGUUCAAGGACUUCCCAGAGGAGGGCAUUGCCAAUUUCACACAGGCUCAAAUCAACAACGGGGAAGUAAUCUUCAUCCACGAGGGUGAGGACUCGGGCGGGUUCAGCUUCACAGUGACAGACGGCGAGCACACGUCUCCUCUCUACAGAUUCGUGGUCACGGCUAGACCCCUCACUAUCACCAUGGUAACGCAAGAGGAGCUGAUGGUGUUCCCAGGAACGAGGCAGCCCAUCACCAGUGCCAAUCUGGGGGCCGUGACUAACGAGGAUGGAAAUGAGAUCAGCUACUCGUUGGUCCACCCCCCUCGUUUGGGGAGGCUGAUCAUGGCCAACGACAAGAACCAGAUGGAGGAAAUCAGCCGCUUCUCCCAAACGCAGCUGGAAUCAGGAGUGAUCUUCUAUGAGCACCAGAUGCCUGAGGACCCCUUCUGGGUGGUGAGGGACUCUAUGGAGCUCAUCCUGUCAUCCCAGCCCGCCCCGGACAUCCGUCACAUGCUGCCUGUCACCGUGUCAUACUACGCCACGCACAGCAACAUCUCCUCUCAGCUGUGGAGGAACAAAGGUCUGGAAAUCGUGCAAGGCCAGAGGAAAACAAUUGAUGAGUCCAUCUUGGAUGCUUCCAACCUCCUGGCCAGCCUUCCUGAGUCCGAGAGAGCCGAGACGGAUGUGGUCUUUGAGAUGAAGCGCUUCCCUGACCAUGGACGCAUCACCCUAAGGGGUCAGGACUUACCUCGGGAUGCACCCUACUUCAUGCAGAAAGAUGUGUUCCAGGGCGAGCUGGAGUAUCUCCAUGACGACUCAGGAGCCUCCUUUGACAGCUUCUCCUUUAGGGCCCGUCUGAAAUCUCAGAGUCGUACUUUGACCUCCCCGGCCGACGCUGUUGUCCUCGAGGAGAUCUUUAACGUCUCCGUUAAACGUCGUGGCUCGGAAUCCCCUGAGCUUGUCACUAUUGACAUGCUACUAGAAGUCCUGCAAGGGUCUAUGGCCGUUUUGACCCAGAAACAUCUGAACACCCACGAUGAAGACAGUCCCCCAGAUGAGGUCCACUUCAAGGUGACCAAAGCGCCAAGAAACGGGCAUUUGGUGGACACUCACACCAUGGACAGCCUCUCUGAGUUCACCCAGGAGAUGAUCAACCGCGAGCAAGUGGGCUUUCAAAGUGACGGCAGCCUGGCGGACGGCUUUGUGGAAUUCAUCGUGUCAGACGGAGAACAUGAGACCGAGCCGCACACGCUCCACAUCGGGGUCCUCGCUCGCACGCUCAUUCUGGACAAAGCCCCGGAGAUCAAGGUGAAGCAAGGAGAUGACGAGACCCUGGUGACUGAAGAGAUGCUGAGAGCAACCACCGGUGGUCCCGUGGAGGAGGACGUCCUGUACAAGAUCACGAGCGUCCCCAAGUACGCAGCGGUCAUGGUAGACCGCCAGCCCACUUCAGCCUUCACCCAGAAACAGAUCAAAGAAGGAAGAGUCAGCGUCCGCUUUGUGAAGUCCACUUCACCUCGCGACAGCGUGGCCUUCAUUGCUCGCAGUCGAGCGGCUAACGUGUCGUCUGUUCUCAACAUCACGGUCCAACCUCUGGCCAAGAUUGCUCAGGAUCCCCGACUCCCCCGAGGCUCGCUUGUUCAACUGGACAGAAAGCUUCUCGACGCGACGCCCCUGGCGAACAAGACCAGGACCAACCCAACGUUCACCGUCAUCCAGCAACCACGAGGAGCUCGAUUCGUCAGAUCUGGUGGUCCUGGUGCAGGCCAGCCGGUAGACUCGUUCAACCAACGAGACCUGGAUGAAGGGCGUGUUGCUGUAGAAAUCCCAAAGAGCUCCUCUGGGUCCCAAGAUGGGGUCACUCAAGAUGAGGCCCGAUUAUUGCUAAAGGCUCAUGGAGUCCCCCCAGCAGAGUGUGUGCUUUCUUUUCAAACUGAGCCCUACAACGCCUCUGGGGUCUACCCUGCCACUCUGUUGACGGUCCCCUCAGGGGCCCCAUCGAAGGACAACAAUAAUGUGGGCGGGUCCCCUCGUGCGACUCCUGAAAGCCCGCUUUGGAAAGCCAACAAGGACCAACCCCAAGUGGAGGCCACCACCGCAGCCCCCUCUGGCACCAGCUCCCAUAGGAACCCCGUGGUUUCUCGACGGGGUAAUGUGUGGUCCAUUCUCAUACCCAUUCUGGUCAUCCUCAUACUCCUGCUCCUGGCAGCCAUUUUAGCGUACUACCUGGUGCGGAAAAACAAAACAGGCAAGCACAACGUCCAGACGGCGGCAUCCAAGCCGAAAAACGGAGAAGUGGCCGGCACUGAAACCUUUCGGAAAACCGACCCGGCAAAUAACAUCCCCAUGUCCAAUAUGGAUUCCAAGGAGGCUGAUCCGGAGUUGCUGCAACACUGUCGGACGACUCCGGCCUUGAAAAAGAAUCAGUACUGGGUUUGAGACUUUGGACCUCACCACCCCCCAAAAAGAGGCCCUUUUCCAAGUCUUCUUAUCAGUAUUAAAGACUUUUGAUGGAUUUUUGUGCUCCGACACCAACUGAUCUCAACAUUAACUGUGGACUGAUUCUCAGGCAACAAGACACUGAAUAGUUGUUGACAAAGCGAGAGGCAGUCUUUUAUCUUCUGGUGCCAUGUCUAUUUAUUUUAUCAUUCCCCUUUGUCAAAAGGCACAAACGACAUAAACAUGCUCCGUGUUUGCAAAAAGAAAAUAUUCUGGCUCUGCCAUCUUUUUUUUUUUUUUUUCAGCCCACAUUUUUACAGCAUUUGUUCACCAUUUUUAUAAUAGAUUAGUUUAAACAUAAAGAAGACCACGAUCUGCCUCUUUUUAUGUUACUGUUUCUUCAGUUGUUUCUCAGGGCUAAAUUCAGUCAUCACUCGCAACAUUUCAUUAGUUUGUCUAUUUUUGGAGGAUUUGGUACUACAGUAAACCUCGGAUAUAUCGGAUUCAAUUGUUCCCACUGGUUUUGUCCGAUAUAAGCGAAAUCCGUUAUAUGCGUAUACCGGAAAAUGUCCGUUUUACGCAUAUAUCGGAUUUAUAUCCGGUAUAUGCGUAAAUCGGAUUUUAUCCGUUAUAAAAAGGCACUUGCUUGACUAUGUUUCCAAUGAACCUGGACGCGCAGGCAACGCUGCAAAUGACGUCGUAUAGCGGCCUGUCACAAUUCGGCGAAUCGGAGCGCCACGAUGCGGCCAUCCGAUAUAUGCGAGGGAAAUUUAAUGGAAAUGCAUUGGAACGGGACUGGAGAUUUUGUCCGAAAUAGGCGAAAUCCGUUAUAAAAAAUCCGAUAUAUGCGAUGAAUUUUUAUUGGAAAUGCAUUACAGAAAAAUCGGUUCUUUUUUAUCUGUCCGUUGUGAGUGAAUUUCCGAUAUAUCCGAGUCCGAUAUAUCCGAGGUUUACUGUAAAAAUAAAACAAAAAACAUGAGAAAAGUUGGUGUAAAAACUUGAAUUUAGCUCAGAGUACUGACCAGUUGGUCUUAAACUAGGGAUGGGGUUGUUCUAAUCCAGUAUCGGAUUACGGUAACCAGCGUAAAUCACGUAUUGGAAUUUGACAAUACCACCUACAGGGAUUUCCGAUCCAUGAGCCACGCCCAUGUUUUGUUGUUGUCGUAGCCAAACGUAGCCAAAAGAGUAGCCAUCCUCCAUAACAGUCGUGUUGGUAGAGACUGGUACUCUUUUAGCUACAUUUGCUAAUAUUCUUUUCACAUAUUAUUACAUAUUAAUACAAACUCAGUUCUGGUAUCGGAAUUGGGUCUGUAUCGGUAGAUAUGUGGAUCAGAUAUGUGGCUGGAUGCAUCCCUACCUUAAACACACCUUGAUGGUUCAGAUGUUCUAAGCAUUCCAUACUGUUGUAAGCUACAUAUUGUGAUGUACUGAAAUAUUGUUGUUGUUUUUUUUGCAGACGUUUAUGUCAUAAUCAUGAACUUUGACUUCCUUGUUCGUCUCUGCUUGGAGGAUAAAAUAAAAAUGAGCUAGACUAGAAUUUCAGUUGUUUCUCCACUAAAUGUUGUCGCUUUGUCUUACUUUUCACGUUAACGUUAAAAACUUACAGUAACUUUUAACGACCAUUUACUAAAUUGUUGUUGAUGUGUGUUGAGAUUUGGAGAUGGCAUAGAGCUCAGGAAGUGAUGUAUUUGGAGGACAGCGUAUAUAUUUCCUGUGAAAUGUUUGUUCUUUCUUACCACACAUUCUCUGCAUUUUAUGCAUUUUUAAAAAAUGUAAAUAAUCAGUUUUUGGUGAGGUUUGGGGUAUUCAUUUGUGUUUGUCUGUACUCCAAUUAAACAUUUAAUGAUAACUAACCACCCUUUUAUCCAUACUGCUCCUUCCCUUUUGUUUUCA